CAAUCUUUCUCGAGGUCUCGAGGGGUAUCGAAGUCAAAGUUACCGGCGAGCGCAUGCAGGUCGACAGAGUGCAACCAACUAGCGCACAGCGCCCUGGACGCUUUUGAGUAGAUUCCUGUGGAGAAGAGGUGAAAUCAACACUAAGCAAAGAGUGGUUAGAAAAUUGCUGAGAAGACUCAAGUUUCACAUUCUUCACUGACAUCUGGGGAGCCGAAAUAAUGGACCAAGCCAGGACAACGAUAUCUAAAAUAUUCAACGGGGAGCCACGUUCUUACACGCGUUUCAGCCUUACCCAAAACAUGGAGGGUGGAGACAGCCAGGUGGAGAUGAAACUCUCCCCAGAGGUGGAAGAGGAAGUGGGAACCAACGGGGUGGGGGAGCACCUCAACCACCAGAGAGAGUCGCCCUACAGACGAAAGCCUUCACGCACCCCCAAAAACAUCUGCUUUCUGAUCGCAGCCAUUCUACUCGUCUUUAUCAUUGGAUAUCUUAUUGGAUACCUUGUUCAUCGGAAGCAGGAUAAGGCCUCACCAACUUGUCAGACUGAUGAUCAGGCGGUAGCUCCACGUGUGGCUGAUGAUGAAGAAUUAAGUCAGACUGGAUAUGCACCUAAACAACUGGAUUGGGGCGAUGUUAAAAAACUGCUUGGAGACAAGCUGACAAUUAGCCAGAUAGAGGCCAGUCUGAGGGAGUUUGCCAGUAAUGAACACAGCGCUGGGUCUCCUGGUGACGAGGCACUGGCCAACAAAGUAAUGCAGAGGUUCAAGGACAACAACAUGAAGUGCUGGGCUGAUGAGCACUAUGUGACGCUGCAGGUUCCAUCUGGUUCCAACAGUGUCACGUUCCGUGGCCAGAACUUGGGUCCUGUACAAGGUUACCUGGCCUACAGUGCCAUUGGGUCUGCGCACGGUAGUGUUUUGUAUGCUUACUAUGGACGGGUGGAAGACUUUGAUGACCUGGAAGAUAGUGGCGUUGGUGUGAGUGGAAGGAUAGUCCUGGUCAGAGCUGGAUAUAUAAGUUUCGCUGAAAAGGUGGCUAAUGCUGCAAACAUGAAUGCAAGUGCUGUCCUGAUCUACCCUGAUCCAGCAGAUUAUACCAUUGGUGAAGGAACUCAUCUGUUUGGCCAUGUGCAUCUUGGUACAGGAGAUCCCUACACACCAGGCUUCCCCUCAUUCAACCACACUCAGUUCCCCCCUGCACGCUCGUCUGGCCUGCCCAACAUUCUAGCCCAGACCAUCACUGCAUCGAUGGCCAAAACUAUUAUGGGGAAGAUGGGGGGACGGACUGCUCCUCGCAGCUGGCGUGACGGUGCGCUGUCUGGAGUGCUGUACAAACUGGGAGAGGACAGCGAUCUUGCAUCUGUGGAAGUGAACAAUGCCCUGGUGAACACAAGGGUUCACAACGUGUUUGGUGUCAUUAAGGGUGUCACUGAUCCAGACCGCUACGUUGUGAUAGGAGCUCAGAGGGAUGCAUGGGGCCCUGGCUUUGCCAAAUCAACCGUGGGCACUGCUUUGUUGGUGGAAUUGGCCAAGGCCACCAGCAACAUGGUCAGAGAAGGCAGAUUCAUGCCCAGAAGAAGUUUGGUCUUUGCCAGCUGGUCUGCUGGUGAAUAUGGUAGUGUUGGCGCCACCGAGUGGUUGGAGGGCUAUUUGCCAUCUCUGAACAUGAAGGCUUACUCUUACAUCAGUCUGGAUGGAGUCGUAGCAGGCACUACUGAGAAAUUUAAAGCAAGUGCAAGCCCCUUGAUGAACGGUCUAAUUUUGGACACAAUGAAGGAGGUGAACACUGUUCAUGACCCUAAAAAAACAAUAUUCGCACAAGUGGGAGAGCCCAGAUGGGAGGGAGCAGUGCUGGAAUCUAUGGAGAUGUCAAAUCCUGCCUAUCCAUUCACAACCUUCUCUGGUAUUCCAUCGGUCUCCUUCCGGUUCAGUGGAGGCCAGGUCAAAGGGUACCCUUACUACGGUACCCUGCAGGACACUAGAGAAAACCUGAACUCGGCCACGUAUGGGAAAGUGGGACAGGUGGCCCUGGCUGCGGGGCAGGUGGCUGGUCAUAUGGCCUUGAGGCUCGUGCACGACCAUUUGCUCAGGUUGAGUGUUGAGUCUUACGAUCAGAUCAUUCGUAGAUACGUUAUCCAGAUCAACACCAGAGUCAACACACUGCUGCAGAAUGGCCGUCUCCCCGGCAACUUCACCCCACAGUGGCUCAUCUCUGCCAUGGGUUCCUAUGGGCGUGGCACCCGCAGUAUCAAGCGAGCCAUCGAGAAUAGUGACCUUGAGGACCCGGAGCGCUGUCGCAUGCUGAAUGACCGUCUGAUGCGGGUGGAGGCCAAUCUCCUGUCCCCAUAUGUCUCUCCCACAAACAGCCCAUUCCGCCAUAUCUUGCUUGGCUCGGGCCAGCACACGCUCAUGGCCCUUUCGGAGCACCUGGACGCCUUGAAGAGUAAAUCAGACCAGGGCGAGAUCGACCUGCUGCAGAACCAGUUUGCCCUGGCCACCUGGAUCGUCCAGAGCUGCGCCAACGCCCUGGCAGGGGAGGUGUGGGACAUGGACAACAAUAUUUAGACCCAAAAUCAGACAAGAAGGCUAGACCAAGCUGAUUACUUUAUUACGUUUUUUGUGAAAGAGGUCUAUUUCAUAUUCAGGUCCUAGCCCCUUUAAUCCAACAGAUCUCAAAUAGACCCUCAGUGUUACAGACAUGCUGGGAUUGUCUUUGAAUUGAAGAAUACAUUGGUGCUAAAAAGAAAAGACGGCCGUUAAAUGUUUAAUACACAGCAGUAUUUUCUGAAAUGCCAAGAAGAACAAUUAAGUAUUUUACACAAUAUAGUGCCAGCAUACAUAUGCCCUUGGUAUGUGUAUUCAUUGAAAACCAACAAGGUCACCUGAUUGCUUUAUUACAAUUUAAACUUGGCCUUAAAAGAGUUGUUACAGUAUAUUUUUUCCUUUUGGUGCUCAGAAUCCCUGGAUUGACUUUGAUAGUGGCUAUAUGGUGCUCUGAGGAAGAGGUUAAGCUGGAUCUUUCAGCUAUAUUUGCCUUACACAUAGCAGGGCUUCUAAAUUCAUUAAAAAAUAAUGCUCCUGCUUUUGUUUCUAUGAUGGCAUUGAAAUCUUAAGCACACUGCAGGAAGUGAUGGGGUCAUAAAAUCUAAUAGCUCGGCCAUUAUCUCUAUAUUCACCAUGGGGUAGACAUUCUACAUACAACACACUGAUAUAUCAUGUUUUUAGUAAUUUAUUUAUCAGUGACAGGGUUCACUAUAAAUAGUCUUUUUUACCUUAUAUAUAAUUAUCGGGAGCAGUGCCUUCCAUAAUUAUGACAGUUAUACUGUCAAACUGACAAAGCAGCAUCUGCUAUGGAAUUAUACAUUAUGUCAAUUAGUCACGACACCAAAAACUGCCAUGACACUUAGAAGACCCAACAUGCCACUUUUUGCAACUUCAGAUUCGCUCAGAUUUAUUCUUAUAACAUCUUGGUCUUCAGUUAUCUUUUUUCUUUAUUUGUGUAGUAACCAAUAUGGGGUCUAUAGAAGUGGCGGUUUUUGGUGAGAUGCCUUUUGGGAUAUGUAUAUUUCUGAUUGUAAACCUGAACCAUUAUCGGGAGCAGUGCCUUCCAUAAUGUGAAGAAGAAGGUAGUUUUUGCCUACCAGCUGAUUUAUAUCGAGGGCAGUGCCCCUCAUAUUUCACUGUAGGGUGGAUGUCAUUAUCGGGGACAGUGUUUCCCAUAAUCUUGAUUUUGUAUAUCCUGCAUCAAGUUGUCAUGUGGUUUGGCACUUACCACGGCUAUGCAAAAUCUUGUUGUUUUCUUUCUGUUUUGAAUUCUUCAGCCCAUGUAUUUUUCUCCUUCUUUUUUGGAAAGCGUGACAGGAAGAUCUGAUUACUUUUUGAGAUGACUUAAAGGUGCCGUAUGCAGCAUUUAGGGUGAUCUAUUAGCAAAAAUGGAAUGUAGUAUUUGUUUUCAUUGCUAUUUUAUCACUUGUAGCUACACAAUCCUCUGCUUUAUUAGUUGAGAAUGAGCCUUUAAUAUGGGAAUAGGUCAUCUUCCACAGAGCCCACCAUGUUGCAUUGCCAUGUUUUUAGUGUAGCCCAAAAUGGACAAACCAAAACAUUGGCGGAUGGGGCUUUUGUGUUUGGUUUUGUAAUCAGCCUUGCCACUAUGCCACUAAAUUCUUCAUACUGGACUUUAAGCUAAAUCAAGAGUGAAAGAGCCACCAUACUACAGAGUGGCUUAGGGCUUCAGUUGGUUUCAAGAUUAUUUUCAUACCUGUUAUUGUUUUUAACUUUUUUACUUAGUUUUUUUUUUGUCUCCACAUUUCUUCUUGAUGUACCUUGUUUGGUUGCCAUGUUUAUUUUCUGCUCUCCUUCCUUACACAUACAUAUCUUGAUUUUAAACUCUGAUACACUCACUUACCUGUCAUUAUAGGCUACUCCAAGUAUUCCAUGUUUUAGUCCCCACUCCUACCAAAGUAAUGAAACCCACAUUAUGACCAACCACAUAGUCAUAUUCAGAGCAUUAUCAUAAACAUUUUGAGUAUUUAAUUUCUUAUAGUCAGAGUGAUGGGUGCAACAGGCAUGAGUAGAUACAUCAGAAUCCUUAUUUCAGAGCAGACUGAACAUUUUGUGCAACUAUUUGACUGGAAAAAACAGAAUAAUUAAUGUUUGUAAUGAAACAAGCCAGUAAAUACAUUUGCAGGUGCUGAGAUUUAGAUUAGAUUUGAGAUGUUCUGUAUGAAAAACAAAAGCAUCAAUAUGUAAAUUCAAGAGAUGUUCAGAGCAUUGGGGAUGCAAUGAUGUAGAUUUCUACUUUUUCUUUAGGUCAAGAGAAUAAUCUAAAAAUACUGACAAGUUUUUUUAAUGAAACUAUAGCUCUGAGGUGGGUCAUUGACCAUGGAAUUGCAGAUUCAUGCAGAUAUUUGCCAUGGGAAAACAAUCAGAAGAUGCUGUGGCUGUUGAACACUCCACUACAUUUUGUAAACUUUGAAAGCUGUAGAACAUUAUAUUUUCCUUCAAUAAAGCUUUGCAUUGCGCUUAAA
Alosa sapidissima (American shad) is the source of this 5026-nucleotide messenger RNA. RefSeq names its product transferrin receptor 1a (gene tfr1a). NCBI's taxonomy places the organism in Eukaryota, Metazoa, Chordata, Actinopteri, Clupeiformes, Clupeidae. Gene Ontology annotation, biological process: intracellular iron ion homeostasis; iron ion transport. The record is from RefSeq and is a predicted model, not a curated record. Bases 219 to 2564 code for a protein of 781 amino acids. Gene Ontology annotation, cellular component: external side of plasma membrane. The transcript is spliced from 19 exons.